This is a messenger RNA of Macadamia integrifolia, 2076 nucleotides long. RefSeq names its product probable nucleoredoxin 1. The record is from RefSeq and is a predicted model, not a curated record. The transcript has 4 exons. The coding region runs from base 155 to 1927 and encodes 590 amino acids. Gene Ontology annotation, molecular function: thioredoxin-disulfide reductase (NADPH) activity. NCBI's taxonomy places the organism in Eukaryota, Viridiplantae, Streptophyta, Magnoliopsida, Proteales, Proteaceae.
CUUGCCUUCUUUACAUUAUUGUAUUCCAAAGAAGAAAGUCAUUAGAGAUAAACUUUAAACCAUAAACCUAAGCAAUACUAAGGCCUGGGGAUAUACAGAUCAAAGCCAUCUGGUGUCUGUCUUGUGACUUUGGAAAAAGGCUGGGAGAGAAGAAAUGGGGGAAGCAGUAGCAGAGAUAGGUGUUCGCUUACGUUAUGAUAUUGAAUCAAUUCUCUCCUCACCUGGGAGAGAUUAUCUCAUCCGGAACAACGGUGAUCAGGUUAAAAUCAACACCUUGAAGGGGAAGACCAUUGGCCUUUAUUUUGCAGCUUCAUGGUGUGGUCCUUGUCGACAUUUUACUCCAAAUUUGAUAGAAGUCUACAAUGAACUCUCUCCACAAGGAAAAUUUAACGUUAUCUUGAUUUCAGAAGAUGAAGAUGAGGAUUCAUUCAAUAUGUAUUUCUGCAAAAUGCCUUGGCUUGCAUUCCCUUUCUCAGAUGCAGAGAGACGUGAUCGCUUGGAUGAGUUGUUCAAGGUGCGAGGGGUACCACAUCUUGUAAUCCUUGACCCAAAUGGAAAGGUUAUGAACAAUGAUGGUGUUGAUAUCAUUGAUGAGUAUGGAGUUGAAGGAUACCCAUUCACACAAGAAAGAAUUUUAGAACUAAAAGAGCAAGAAGAGGCAGCCAAGAAAGAGCAGUCAUUGAGAUCCAUAUUAGUCUCCAGAUCUCGUGAUUUUCUAGUUUCAAAUGAUGGAAAGAAGGUACCAGUCUCAGAGCUAGAAGGAAAGGCAGUGGGUUUAUAUUUCUCAAUGUCUUCAUACAAUUCAUGUCUGGAAUUUACUCCAAUACUCUUUGAUGUUUACAAGAGAUUAAAGGAGAGAGGAGAAAACUUUGAAGUUGUUUUAGUCUCCCUUGAUGAUGAUGAUGAAGAAUCAUACAAGGAAGACUUUGAUAUUAUGCCUUGGCUUGCAUUGCCUUAUGAGGAUAAGAGCCGUGAUAAGCUUGCUAGAUACUUCAAUGUUGCAAACCUUCCCACAUUGGUCAUAAUUGGUCCAAAUGGAAAAACUGUAAAUUUCAAUGCUGCUGAAGUUGUUGAAAAUCAUGGUAUUCAUGCAUUCCCAUUUACAAAGGCAAGAGUGGAAGAACUUGCAGUAAUAGAAAAGGCAAAACUGGGAGCACAGACUCUAGAGUCAAUUUUAGUUUUGGGGGAUCUGGAUUUUCUAAUCAAGAAUGAUGGUACCCAAAUUCCAGUGUCUGAGCUUAUCGGAAAUAAUAUCGUCCUAUACUUCUCUGCGGAAUGGUGUGCUCCAUGCCGUGCUUUUAUGCCUAAGCUUACCAAGACAUACAAUGAGAUUAAGGCGAAAGAUGAUGGAUUUGAAAUAAUUUUAGUAUCAAGUGACCAUGACCAAGCAUCCUUUGAUGAACUAUUUUCUACAAUGCCAUGGUUAGCAAUUCCCUUUGGUGAUGAGAGAAAGAAGUCAUUGAAGAAGAAGUUUAAGGUGUAUAGUAUCCCUACUGCCAUAGCUAUUGGACCAACAGGUCAAACUGUAGCAAAGGAUGCCAAGGAUCUUAUAAUGGUUCAUGGGGCUGAGGCUUAUCCUUUCACUGAAGCGAGAAUGAAGGAGAUAGAAUUGCAACUUGAGGAGAUUGCAAAAGAUUGGCCUAAGAAGGUGAAGAGCAGGCUCCAUGAAGAGCAUGAACUUGUCCUUACUAGACGUUUGCUAUACACAUGUGAUGAGUGUGAGGAGGAAGGGAAUGGUUGGUCUUACCAUUGUGAAGAAUGCUACUGUGAUCUCCAUUCAAAGUGUGUUUUGGAAGGAUCGGAAGGAGUACUACAAGAAGCUAAAAAGAGGGUAGUGGAGGUGAAUGCAGAUGAUGGAUUUGAUGAUUCCUCUGAGGAGGAAUGGAUCUGUGAUGGUGAGGUCUGUUAUAGGACAGGUUCCAAGUAAAGCUUGAUGUUGUCUGUGAUUGAAACUUUGGCUGUACCAGGAGCUUGUUUGACGACCAUAAUAAACCAGCCUUUUGUAAAACUAUUACUUACAUCAAAUUUCUAUGUAUGGACAUAUAUACACCCAUUAAAAUGUUUUGUAAUUCCCUA